Messenger RNA from Dunckerocampus dactyliophorus (ringed pipefish), 2539 nucleotides. It is a transcript of the gene kctd4, whose product is annotated as potassium channel tetramerization domain containing 4. Gene Ontology annotation, biological process: protein homooligomerization. Gene Ontology annotation, molecular function: protein binding. The coding region runs from base 204 to 980 and encodes 258 amino acids. The transcript has a single exon. The record is from RefSeq and is a predicted model, not a curated record. NCBI's taxonomy places the organism in Eukaryota, Metazoa, Chordata, Actinopteri, Syngnathiformes, Syngnathidae.
CACUGUUUUUGAGCGGAGCUCCACUGCCAGACACCACUCAGCCAUCUACCACUACACACCCUCACACAUACUCGCUCUCACCAUACAAGAGCCCAGAUCUCCAUCAUAGCAUCAUCUUCUCAAAUCUAAAAACAAAAAAGAAGAAAAAAAUACCACGCCAGCUCUGGGAAGGCUGGGUCGAGACUGGAGAGGGCAACUGAAGAAUGGAAUGGAACCUCAGAAGAAUGGAAAGUGAACUGAGACAUAUCAACCCAGACCUGCUCCAGCCCAGCAAGAGCUUUAAGAAGCCCUCAUCAGGCACUAUCACUCUAAACGUAGGGGGCUUCCUGUAUACUGCUCAUCGGACCACACUUGCUAAGCACCAGGGUUCCUUUCUGGAAGAGUUGGCCAACGGUAAGAAACCCGUCCAGCACAUGGAUUCAAUGGGAAACCCAUUUAUCGACAGAGAUGGUCCAGUUUUUCGACAUGUGCUCAACUACCUCCGAACCGGAGAGCUCCAACUACCAGACGAUUUCCGGGAGGCGGGGCUCCUUCGAAAGGAGGCAGAUUUUUAUCGUCUGGUUGAACUUGUAGAAGCCGUGGCUGAGUGGGAAAGUCAGAGGGCAGCCCAGCGGGAGCCUGCAUUUUUGGAGGUGACGGACAGCCACGAGAGGUCACAAGGGCUCAAGGUGUACUGCAGCGAUGCCACAUUCAUCGACAAGGUGAAAAGCCGGCUGGUGCAGAUCUCCAAAAGCCGCUUAGAUGGCUUUCCAGAAGAAUUUGAGGUGUCAUCUAACGUGAUCCAGUUCAGACAUUUCAUCAAGUCGGAGCCGGGCUCGCGGCUCGUGCUCAAGGAGGACAGCACAUUCUUGUGCACGCUUGACUGUCUGAAACUCGAGACAGUGAUGCUAGCCCUCAGAUCAGGCUUCAGGCUGGCCACCAGCCUCGACAGCAGCAAAGGCUCCGUUGUUGCAGCUGAGGCCCUGCAUUUUGUCAAGUAGGUUGGCUGGGAGAUGGAAGAAAAGAGGAGAGGUGUUGAGGGCAAGAGGGGGGAAAAAGAAGUAGUGCCUGAUUCCAUAUCCACCACUCCAACAUUUGAUAUUGCCUUGAGGGUCUUGUAAUGUGUGCUGAGUUGUGAUUUGUCAUUGGUGGGAAAAGAAAGCAAUAGACAGACUGUGCUUUCUCGUGGUGUUUAUAUAAUCAUUGUAUAAUGUUGGCUCACAAUCAAAGCAUUUAAUUAGCCUGGGGUGAUACAGGUUCCAUUAUCUACAGGGAUGCUAUUUUGUUAUCAACCUUUUUGACAAAACUGAAUUGAUCCCCGUCAGUUCGACUUUUCAAAAUCUGACUGACCAUGUUUACCCCCAAAGUGCUAUCCUGUCACAGUGACUCCUUCAAAAUAUAUGGCUGGUGUAAAACCAUGGACCGCUUUAUCUGCACAAUUUCUGCUUCUGCUGCUUUUUGAAUUGAUGCAGAGCCCUCAACACCAGCUAUGGUGUGCACCACUGUGCCAUUCAGCUUUUACUACAAUGUUUGUGUUACAAUACAAUGUGUGUACUUGGUUUAAUAACUCAUGCAUUGUCCUCAAACAGGUUGGCCACCUACUCAGAAUAGGCAACUGUUUCAUGUUUCACUACAUCAAGCUGAGUUUUAGUGCUAACAGCUGUGACUGUUGUAAGGGCUUCGAAUCGAGCAUGAUACAUUUGUGCACUAAAUAAAUUUUGUGUUGGUGCGGUGUGCCUCUGUGAAGUCAGUGAGUGCAUCAACAGUGACUGCAACUUUUCGAUGUGAACAAUUUAUGAAUAAAAUGAAACUGAAACCCUCUGUGCAAGUACAGGUCUUUUUCAAACAAUUAUUUUUGUGCAUGGUGUACUUUGUACCAUUUUUCACUAUUGCUUCUAUUUAUUCAUUCAUUUUCUACUGCUUAUCUUCAAAGUCACAAGAGAGAUGGAACUUAUCCCAGUUAACUUUGUGCCACCGUAGACUGGUCUCCCGGAAAAGCGAGAUGAAUUUUCACCGACUGAAAGACAAGACAAAGUAGAAUGUGUGUUGCUUGUAGAACAAUUGCACAUUCAACAAAAAAUACAAAGUCAAGAAAAGAUGGGUUUGCAUAAAAGUUUAGGAACCAAUGUUAAGAUGCUCAAAUAAAUUAAAAAAAAGUUCUUUGGUUUAGCAUCAAGACCAAAUCAAAUCAAUUUAUAGACUUUAAAGAAAGACAAGUCUUGUCACGGUCUUGCACUAAAGUACAUCUUGGGCAUUUUAGAGCCACAUAAACCAUCUCGGGCUCUGAGAAGCUCAGGGAGUGGCCUCCUACGGGGGCCCAGAGUCAGGUGAGGCUGCGUUUCAGUUUUAUGCUGCCAAAAUCUGGAACAGUCUUUCAGAAGAUGUGCGACAAUCCUCAACUUUGCAAAUGUUCAAGCCCAGGCUGAAAACACUUCUCUUCAACUGUGCAUGACAACUGAAAGUAUUUUAUCUGAACUUUUCAUUUUUAUUAUUAUUGUUUUUUUAUUUAUGAAAUUUUAUGUAAUGAUUUUAGAAUGAUUUUAUGGAAUGAUUUUAUCAA